Messenger RNA from Schistocerca cancellata (South American locust), 7199 nucleotides. RefSeq lists its product as uncharacterized. Lineage: Eukaryota; Metazoa; Arthropoda; Insecta; Orthoptera; Acrididae. Bases 192 to 1532 code for a protein of 446 amino acids. The record is from RefSeq and is a predicted model, not a curated record. The transcript is spliced from 9 exons.
GUGCGAUGAGUGAUUGCCGACGCCGACGCCGCGAAACCCCGCAAAUCGCUGCCGCGAGCCAAGCGAGCCAUCCCGCCGGAAAGGCACGGGCAUUGCUCUGUCGCCGGAGAAACGCGGCGCUAUUGAUCUGAAGUCGGCGGACUAUGUCACCGUGCAGAUAGCAACCGCAUACUUUUCUCACGGACUCAGCAAUGGUGGACCUCCUGGGCUCUAAAGACGGUGGCGGGGGCGGGGGCGGCGGCGAGCUGCGGCAGACGCUGCGCUCGCGGCUGCUGUCGGUGCUGGAGGGCAGCAACGACCUGCUGUCCGGCCUGUCGUCGCGCCUCGAGUCGGCGCUCAGCCUCGGCUCCGACGACGCCGACAGCGACGCCGCCAGCCGCGCGCCCACCGAAUCGCCGCUCGGCGCCGGCGCCGCCCCAGACGGCGACGCCGCCCACGGUAGUACAAUACUGUCCCGCAAGCUCCGGCUGCCACAGUUCGGCCCGGGACUUCCGUUCGAAGACUACGCCGCCAUGGCUCGGAAGCGCCAGCAGCGCCAGCAGGCGGACGAGGCGAGUUGCGGCGCGGGCGGCGGAAGCGGGGGUGGCGGGGGCGGCGCUUCUAGCAGCGACAGCGAGCCCAUCUCCAGGGGCGGCGAGCUGCGCGCCACCGGACCAGACCCUUAUGAGAAGCUCAAGUACUUCACCGAGGCACCAAGCAGUGGUUCAGCAAGUGAUGGUGAUGGCUAUGGACCCAGUACGAGCAUAGAUUCUGACCAUGACGGCAAAAAGUACUGGAUCAGAUCAGGGUCUGAAGGUUCAGUACAAUCUUGGGCCUCCAGCCUAAGUUAUGAAAGUCAGUCUGAUGAAAUUUUGGCUGAAUCUGUUGAAUUCAUGCGCAAAUUUGUAGCAGACUUAUUCAGAGACAGCUCCUCCAUAUCACUAGAACAGAAAUCUAAAUUUGGACAAUUGGCACAGCAUGAAUGUGGAAGAUUGUGGUUUGCAAGGUUCGUUAAUGCACAAAGAGUGUUGAACAAAAGAGUUGACGAAUCAACCUUCUACAGUUUGGUACAAUAUUUUGCCAUUGUACUCUUUGAAUGUGCUGAUGCAGAUGAUUUUUCACCAGCUAAAUCUCUCAUGAAUAUGUGUUUCACAUUUUACUAUGAAGUUGAUGUUCCUGGGUGUGAACCAUACAAAGAAUACUUAUACACAUAUCUGAAAGACCAGCCCAUAUGGCACAGUUUGCGAUUCUGGAAUGCUGCCUUCUUUGAUGCACUACAGUGUGAGCGGGUGCACCGACCUGUUGUCACUAGAGAUGAAAUUCACCAUAAUUCACUUGAGGCAAUAACAGAUGAGAGACAGUACCAGGAAAACAUAACAUUUGGACAGUUAGGGACAUUCACUUGUAACAUGCAUGCAUUUGGAUUAAGUAAAGAACUAUGUUAUGAAUUUCUAAGGAAACAGUGCAUAAUUGCUAAUCUGCGGGAAGAUCAAGAGAAGAUGUUACGUGACAACAUUGAAAGGAUGUAUAAGGAAACAGAUCCUUGGCGAUAGCAUAACUAUCAACAUACACAAGUCAGUAAUACGUGACUGCACAAACAUAUCUGCAAGAAUUAAUGUAACUAGAUGUGUGUUAAUGGACAACAUUAUCAUCUUCAGAGGAAAGAGAUACAACCUGUCGGAAAGGCCUUACAAUGACUAGGGCUAACUUCAUUUUUGUAGAUAACAAUAAAUUUACAAGUCUGUUCGUAUGUUAGAGGUAAAGAUCAUGAUCGAUCAUCAAAAUAUCAUUAAAAAAAUAAUUUUAUUCAAGGAAAUAGUCAAAUGUAUUUAAAUAAGAUAUAUUCAAAGGAAUGUUCGCAAUAACUGAAGCAAUAUUACAAACAAUAAUAAGACUGAUUCACAAAUAAAGAAGUUUUAUUUUUCCAUUGAAGAAAGUGUUUUACAGAAAAAAACAAUAACUUCAAGCAAAAACACCACAAACUCAUUGACUUUUAAAUUUUAUUACGAAAGCAUUUCUGAAGAUCUCGCUAAUUUGCCACUUCUAUAGAAAUCAUUGUUAUAAGGUAAAACAUUUUUGUACUCUUUAUCACAAAAACAAUACAGUUACACUGAAAGAGUAAGUUAUUUACAUAUAUAUACAUUAAAAUGACAAUAUUUAAGUGCUCAUUAAAUUCAGACCAAGUAUAUGUAACUUUUAUUUUCUACGAUCUGCAUUAUCAUCAUGUUAAACAGCAGACUUUAUCAACCAGCAGAACUCAAAUUUUUGUAGUGUUUUACAACAGUAAUAAUGAUAAUAAUAAUAAUAAUAAUAAUAAUAAUAGUAAUAACAUAGUCUUCAUUAAAGUAGCUCAUUUCUCUUGCAAACAUUUAAACACAUUUACGAUCUUGUGAAUUCUCCGAGAACUUUCAUAUUUCAAGUUCAGGUUACUGUAAAGUGGAAUCACUUGCCCUUAGCUAUUUUUUGUAACAAAAAAUAGAAAGAGUAAUUUUGAUAAAAUACGAAUAAAACUGGUUUCUUCUGUGAAAUAUCGCAAAGAUAAUGUCAGUCUUUUAUGUAAACUCUCACUGCAUGUGACGUAUUUGUAAAAAUUAUAAAAUAAAGCCCAACUGAACUGUUACUCUGUCCACAAGAGGUUUAACACCUUAUUUUUAAAAAAUUGUACAAAACAGUGAAGGACGUUUAUCAGUGCAUGAAGUAACUUUAUUUUAAAAUAAUAUAGGACUUAUAGACUUUAAUACUCUUUCAGUUUUUUAAGUUAAUUGCACUAUAUUCUCAGUAUUUGUAUUUCACUAUCAAAGAUGGUGUGCUGCACAUUAUGCUGUAGCAAAAGAAUUGGGCAUAAAUUGGUAUUCGGAAACAUCACCGAUAAAAGGAAAAUAAAAUAGCUCAAGAAUAUUAACUAGUAAAGAGGCAGGUUAAUUUAACCUCUUGACUUGUAAAAUAUCAGAUUGAAGAUACCACUCUCAACUGUAGGGAAAUCAUCUGCUUCCUCUCCUAUACUUGAAGUAACGUCCUCAGUCAAUGCUAUCUUAAAUUUAUGUUAACAUCAAAUUCUUUGUCACUUAAGAUCUACUGUUGUGUCAUGUUGACAUCAUAAUCUGAUCCUUGAUGCUUUUUAAUAGCACUGAAACCCAGCCCUUUUUCUCAACAGUAACUUCAUUCACAGUCAUAUUUAUGAUGAAUGGUUUGCUGUAAUAAAAUUUCUGUACAUUUUAGGCGUUAAUACGCUGAAUAUAACUGAGAUACACUGGAUUCAACUGCACAGGAACUAUUUUUUUAAUCACAAAAUGAAAGUACCAACAAAGAUUGUUCAUACCAUUAACUUUUUGGAUUAUGUUACAGAGCUAAUUGUGGUAAGAGGAAAGUAAAAUUAGACGUAAUUUAUUAAAACUUGAUGAAACUAGAUUUAUUCUCUAUUACAUUUAUCAUGGAUCUAUAUGAGUAGACAAACUUUUUAAAAAGAAGAAAAUAAAAGGUAAAAAGGCACUAGAUUGGUAUUCCCCAUUUGCAACUGAGGGUGUCCCAAAUAUGAAUCAGACAACCUGCUUCAUGAUAGGAAAAGAGGGCGUUUGUAAACUGAAAUUAUGAUAAGGAAUGACAGUUAUGAAACUUUCGCAGCAAACAGCAUUUAAAAUUAACCAUUACUUCACUGAAAUUGCAACGAAAAUAAUAACAGCAUGAUAACUGUAUGCUAAAAAUAUAUUUAAAAAUUGAUGAGUAUUUUAUUUCACUCUGAACUUCACUAAACAGAUAUAAAAUUUGGGUGUGAAGAAAAAAUUGAAGUGAAAGAUGUUUUAGGGAGUAAUCAAACAGUGAAAUCUCAAGCAAGUGACACAGAUUGGACAUCUGUUUAUCAAAUUACUUAAACUGUUAAUUAAGUUGUUACAAAAUUAACUCUUUCCCACUGGCUCUCUCUCACAUAUUUUAUGGCACCAAGUCUAUGUGUUUGCAUUAAUACGACUUAUCCUUUCCUCACCUACUAAUUCCCACUGACACUAAUUCUGAACCCUUUUGUCUUUGUCUAGAUUCUAUUAUUUUCGCUCAACUACUUUAAAUGUGACAUUAUUAUUCACAACAGGCCAUUGCCCAAAAUUUUUGCACACACAUUGUUAAAUCAUUUUGCCAAUGUCAUUUUCUCCAUUUCUUCUUACUUAUCUCCAGCCUUAGAUUUUUGAAAGAUACAUACAGACAGUUACCCUUCUAGCAAACUAAUUUAGUUUUAGAUUUUGAUUGCAUUUACAAAGAACUCAGUGAUGUAAUUAAUAAUUUUUAUAUAAUAAAAAAUUAUUUACAAAGAACUCAGUGAUGUAAUUCAUAAUUUUUAUAUAAUAAAAAUUAUCUUGGAACAGAAGGAAAAAUGUUGUGCAAAAUGCAGUUCUUCAAUAAAUAUGUACAUCUGCCUGAUAUUUUUUUAAAUAUAAAACAGCUUUCUAACAAAUUCAAGACACCCAUGAUAAUGUCAGAUAUGAAAGCACAUCUUGCACCAUCCUUCUCUUUCAACAAUUCUGUAACGCUUAACCUUAGAUUGCAAGAUUAAAUAAACACACAUAUUUCUGUACAGACAUAUAUGUUAUAGCAAACAGAAGUGUUUGUAAGUGCAAAAAAAUUUCUGAUUCAUUAAUUGAGCAAACCAAAAAUGAAUAUACCUGACUCUCUAGGCAUCAGAUUUCUGAUCAAAUUAUAAUUGCUACAUGAAAAUACUGCAGCCUCCAUGAGAUAUUACACACAGAAGAUGAAUGAAACAUUAUUAAUAUACGAUGACACAUAAAUAUUCCCUUUUGCGUUUAAAUAUUUUGUUUAAUUUCACUGUAUACUCCAAAUUCAAAUGGUCUUGUACUGAAGUACGUCACAGAUAUUUUCAAGUUACUGAAACUCUUACACUAGCAUGGAAAGAGCUACAAAUGAACUUAAUUAUGUUUCUGUGACAAUUUUUGCAGUUUCUUGUUAUGGUUGAUAGCUUUUCACAAUGAAAUAAAUAAAUUUUAAGUCUUAAAAUCUGAUGCUGCACUAAGUAACAUUUAUUAGUUAUUAAGUCUCCACAUUUUCAAAUUUGAGUGGUUUUCUCUAAGAUACACACCUCUUCAUAGCUGCCAUCCAAAACAAUUCACUAAGUUCAUCAGCUUUUAACUUACAAUAAUACUAGAAAACUAACCAUCUUACUACUCGAUAUAAUAUAAUAAUGAAUGGUCACUAACAUCAAUUUACAGACGCACUCCAUAGCUUGGCAAACAUUUUGAAUAUAGGUAUACACCAAUGAAGCAAAUCUAAGAGUCAAAAUACAUAGACCACAACUGUAUAUUCCAGUCUUUUUAAGAAAGACACCAUAAUUUCAUGACUUUUAAAUGUUGUGGGAAUGAGGUCUAACAGAUUGCUACAAGUUCUGAAUUACUGAAUGUGAUAUAUUUUCCCCUUAUGCAAAACAAAAAGUUAAACAUAGCAACUCCCUGAGGACACAUUUCAUAAUUGUAUUACUGACAAUGGAGCUUAAUCACAAACCAAUUCUACUUUUAACUAUCAUGACAAUGCUUCAGACACUUUUUGGGUGCAUAAAACAAGAAACUUUGUUCCAUGAUGACUUAAGUACAUUUUCCAAGAGAGACAUUAAAUCCACACAGACUAACUCAAUAAUGACAAUUUUUUUAUAUGAAGCUAAACAUGAACAGUCAGCUGACACCACCAAAUGUAGUACACUCUUGUUUACAGUACACAAAACUGAAGUUUUGAUUAUGCAAAUAUAAAUUAGAAGACUAGCAUUUAUUCAGAAUUGCUAUACACAAUUAACAUAUGGAAUAUCAUAUUUAGCAUUUAUUCAAGCAUCAUGUGUUCCAUUAACACUAUAUCACAAAUUCUUAAAUUAAAUACAGUGGGACUAAUUAAUUACUUGAGGUCAGUAACACAUUAUAAACAUAAGUUUUUGUCUAAUCUUGUGGAAACAGCAAUUGCACACAAGAGUCACAAUGACAUAAGUAGAUUUCUUCCCUCUUUAAAAAGACAUGUUAUUAGUUUCCUAGUGCAAGUUUUGUAUUUUACAAAACACCUAAGAAAUCAUAUUUCUCCCUUUUACUUCCUGGAUACAAACUGUGUACUAUGAACUUGAUCACAGGAUUAUAAGGCUGAGUUCCACCUAUACUUAUGAUGACACUACAAAACAGGAAAAAUAAAGCUGACAUGCACACAUUUGGAAACUGAGGCUCAUUUCGCAAGAGUCUUGUUUGUACUAAGUGGUGUCUAAUGGGGAAAACAGGACUCAUACUUCAAUUUUUUUUCUUGCUCCAGAAAAAAAAAAAAAAAUACCACAGAUGUUAGCAGGUAACCGUGUGCUUUUUUUUUUGGUCAGGGUAAAUGGCAACUGAAGUGGGAGUGAAAUGUGUAGGACUCCUGGACACCAUUUCUGGAAAAUUCUGUGCUGCUCUCUUAAUGACCCAAAGAUAAAUAAAUACUCCAAGAAACCAUGUAACUCUGCUUCUACCUUUGCAAACACUCUACACAAGGAGAUAAUCAAGUGAGAUGUAUCUUAGCUUCAAGUUCAAUGAGAAAAAUGUAUAUGGUGGUUAUUAAGUGGCAUGAGGAAAAAAGGGUUUGUUUUGUGAUCCAUAUACAAUACAUAAUUUUACACAACUUGGAUGCCCAAUGUAAGGAUACAUGCAAAACAUGGAAUGAGCUGUUGAUACUGUAAAGACAAAGAAUGGAUACUGUUUAAAAAUAUUUAUAAUGAAAAUGAUGUUUACUCUAUUACCUUUCAGAAGAAAUUUUCGUAAGAGCUUAUCUUAUUAGUUACACUAUGGAACAUGUACCAUUAUAACAUGGAUUGCUAACAAAAAUGGUUUACUUAUGUUUUGAAUGAAAUAAUUUUGUUCUGAGGCUUUAAGGAAAUUGUGUACUGUGUAGUUAAUUAAAAAAGCAACGAUAUUAGUUUGUGAACUGUGUAAUCCCGACUGUACAGUACACUCUGAGAGAGGUAUGCCUUACGAAAUACUUUACAUGACCAUGCUGUUAGAUUUUGUGCCAUAAAAGUAUAUGGCAAAUAUUCCCAUAUCAAUUAAAAGAGUAUUCGUCUAUUUUAUUAUACUUUCCUGAGAGGCAUCGGAUGUGGUAGUAAUACAAAUGAAGUUACUGUACAGUCAACAACAUUAUUAGACAAAUGUAGGUCCUCAAUGAGGCACUUUUAGUGAGACUGUGGAGAAAAAUUACAGCUAUUCAUGCUUUGCUGUGUAUAC